CAUUAGCUGUGUGUCGACCCAUCCGUCCAUGUGAAUUGGAUUCUGUGUAUCCAGCCUUGUUUUCUGCAUCUCCACCCCUCCGAGACACGCCGUAGACCUGACCAUCACCAUCACCUCCAGAAGUAGUGAUGGCAGUCCAGCCGAUGCCUGUAGUGAACAUACAGCCAGGCAUUUUUCGGUCCCCUGCUGACAUAAAGACUGAGGUGUGGAGCAGCAGCAUCUGUGACUGUUGUGGUGACAUGAAGAUCUGUUGCUUUGGGUUCUGGUGCCCAUGCUGUCUGAGAUGUCAGACAAGUACAGACUUUGGGGAGUGUUUCUGUCUCCCCCUGUUGGACAUUUCCCCCAACUGGCUCCCAGCUGCUUCUCUGGCCUUCCGGAGCACCAUGAGGGAGAGAUACCGCAUCCAGGGGUCCAUAUGCGACGACUGCCUCUUGGUCACCUGCUGCACCCCCUGUGCCUGGUGCCAGAUGGCCCGAGAGCUGAAGUUACGUCAGCGCCCUCUCCUCCUUGUCAAUGUCCCAUCCCCUGUCCAGAUCAACAUGCAUCCCCCUCAACAAGCCUUUUCUGACCCCUCUAUGCAUCUACAGCCUAUGCCUGUAGGACUCUACCCCUCCGUGCCACAAUAUAGCCAGCAUAAGCAAGCGACAAAUUAGGGGGUUGUGGAUGAGUGCCAUUCUAGAAUGUGAAACAGGCAGCACAGCCAGCCAACAAUGCAUCACAUAGAUAUCUGUUUGUUUUUUAUUAUUAUAGGAAAGCAAACACUUUUAGAGAAAUCAUAACAUGAUCAGGAAAUCAUAACACUAUCAGAAUGACAUUGAUUGCAAUGAAUUAAUUAAACAAAUAAACGUCCUUAGUGUUUUAUAUAGCUUGUUUAAAAAAAAUAUAGGAAAGCAAACACUUAUAGAGAAAUCAUAACAUGAUCAGGAAAUCAUAACACUAUCAGAAUUACAUUGAUUGCAAUGAAUUAAUUAAAAUAUAAACUUCCUUAGUGUUUUAUAUAGCUUGUUAGACGCUAACACUUAAAUUGGCGCAAUUAACACAACCAUGCAACUACGGUAUCUGAUUCACGUACCAUAUAAAUUUUGUACUUUAGAGAAUAUUAAUGUAAUUAAUAAAAUAUUUUAACUUUAA
Molecule: messenger RNA, 1131 nt
Organism: Oncorhynchus masou masou (cherry salmon)
Lineage: Eukaryota; Metazoa; Chordata; Actinopteri; Salmoniformes; Salmonidae
Gene: ponzr6
Product: plac8 onzin related protein 6
Exons: 4
Coding region: 129-653 (174 amino acids)
Source: RefSeq, a predicted model, not a curated record